Molecule: messenger RNA, 7269 nt
Organism: Rotaria sordida
Lineage: Eukaryota; Metazoa; Rotifera; Eurotatoria; Philodinida; Philodinidae
Source: the annotation of a GenBank genome assembly
AUGGCUCAACUAUGUGAAGCCAGUACAAUAUUAAAACGAUUGAGUGAACGUUUAUAUCAACAUAAUAAUUGUGAAGAACAAGCUAAUAUUAAUUCAUUACAACAAAUUCUUGAUAGUCGAUUAUUUAAUACAUUAUAUAAUUUACAAGAAUCUUUUCAACAGAUAAAAUUUGAAUUUGAAAAAGGAAAUUAUUUAAUAAAAAAUUGUUUAUUUGAUUUUGAUAUAAAAGGUCAUUUGACAUUAAUUAACGAUAAAACAACGAAUUCAGAUAUUGAGAACAACGAUCAUUUAUCGGAUGAAAGUGCGAUUCGAAAAGUUAUUUUGAAUAAAAAAACACCCGACGAAUCAUUAGGAUUUAAUAUAAUCGCAUAUAAACAUCGAUUAUUGGGUAUUAAUGCAAUUUUUAUUGAUGAUAUUCAACCGAAUAGCCUUGCUGAUGUAAAUGGUCAACUACGAAUAGGCGAUCAAAUUGUGUGUAUCAACAAUAUUUAUUUGGAUUCACAAGAUUCAACACUUGCCGUUCGUGCUCAUCAACUUCUUCUUGAUUUAACACGUUUAUCUAUUGAACUUGUUGUCAUUGCUACAACUACUGAUUAUCCUCAUGCGGCCGUGGCAACGUCGAACAACGACGGACACAGCUGUGUUCCGACAUUGUCGACGCCUUCUCACGUCGACAUGGUGCUAAAUACAUUGUGGACACAAAUUGAAAUUGUCGAAUUAACCAACGACGGCUCCGGGCUAGGCUUUGGCAUUACUGGUAAUAAGUCAACGGGUGUUGUUGUCAAAGCAAUUGUGCCUGGUUCAAUUGUCGAUAAAGAUGGUCGUAUACGUACGGGUGAUCACUUAUUUCAAAUAAACCAUGUUUGUGUACGUGGUAUGAGUUCUGAACAAGUAGCUGGUAUACUUCGACAAUGCUCUCAACAAGUUCGUCUUGUUGUUGCACGAAGUGUACGUGAACCAACAGCAUCUUCAACAGUAACAACAGCAACAGCAACUGACAUAACGAUGAAUAAACAGCCAUUAGUGGCACAAAGUCCAUUAUCAACAUUAGAAAAUUUGACACGAACAACAGAUGAUAAUACAUUAUCAACAACAACACCUUCUCAGUCAAUGAUUACUGAUAAUGAUGGAAUUAUAAAUGAUUCACAAAAUCGAAUUGUACUUCGUACUGAACGUUUACUUGAAAGCAAUCAUAAUUUUGAAAAAAUUUUUGAAAAUCUCCGUGAACAGUGUCAAUAUGAAGAUGGCACACAACUAUUGGAUGUAACAUUGGAAAAAGGUGAUGAUGGUUUAGGUAUUACUGUUGCCGGUUAUGUCAGUCCUGAUUCUACGAAUAAUGAUGCCAUAGCUGGUAUAUUUAUUCGUGAUAUAGCUGAAGGUAGUGUAUGUUCUCGUGAUGGUCGUUUAGCAAUAGGUGAUCAAAUAAUUGAAGUUAAUGAUCAAUCACUUAAUGGAUUUUCUAAUAUUCAAGCACUUUAUUUAUUACAAAAUACAAGUUCAUCUGUACGACUUAAAGUUCGACGUUAUCUUGAUGGUAUUAAAUUUGAAAAAAUUAAAGAAAUGAUUGCACUUGAAUCAUCACAUCAACUUCAAGAAAAACUUGAAUUUCAAUCUCCAAUAGAUAUUCAUGAACAAAUACGUCAAAAAUGGACUAAAGUUUUAGGAAAUAAUUAUGAUAUAUUAAUAAUUGAUGUUUAUAAACCUGAUAAUGGUGGUCUUGGAAUAACACUUGAAGGUACUGUUGAUAUUGAAAAUGGUGAAGAAGUUCGACCACAUCAUUAUAUACGUGCAUUAUUACGUGAUGGACCUAUUGGUACAGAAGGAACAUUGAAAUCCGGUGAUGAACUUUUAGAAGUUAAUAAUCAAAUUUUAUAUGGAAAAAAUCAUAUACAUGUUAUUGAAAUUCUUAAACGUGUUAAACAUCAAGUUAAACUUGUUUGUGCUCGUCGUAAAAUUUCUCAAACAAAUGAAAUAUCUAUAAAAAAUAAUAUUCAUAAUCAUAAUCGUUCACAUUCAAUAACAUUUGGUAAAACAGCUGAAAUUGUUGUUAAAGCUAAAAGUAUGGGAACAUUAGAUUCACCAAAUUCAUUAUUAAAUCUUACUCCAUCAUCAUCAAUACGUACAAUAAAACAAUAUAAAUCUCGUUCACUUGAAGUUAUUUCAAAUUUAGCUUUAUGGUCAACAUCAAUUAUUGAUAUUGAAUUACAUAAAACUGAAUAUGGUCUUGGAUUUUCUGUACUUGAUUAUCAAGAUCCAUCAAAUCCAAGUUAUUCACCUGUUAUUGUUAUACGUGCAUUAGUACCUAGUGGUGUUGCACAAUUAGAUGGAAGAAUUGUUCCAGGUGAUCGUUUAGUUUCUGUUAAUGAUAUAACACUUGAAAAUAUGACAUUAGAUGAUGUUAUUAAAAUAUUAAAAUCAACACCCAUUGGUCCAGUUAAAUUAAGUUUAUCAAAACCAUUACCAUAUCCAAAAUUUAAAAAUGACAAGGAUGAUGAUAAAAUCUUAACUGAUAGUGAUCAAGAUAUAAAUAAUAAUAAUAAUAAUAAUAAUAAUAAUCAAAUAAAUCAACGUACAUCACGCAGUAAAAGUACAGGAAAAAAUGUCAUGAUUAAUAAUCAUCAGCGUUCUGUUUCAAGUCAUCGCCCUGCACGUUCAUCAUUAAUGAAACAAGCAGCUGUAUCAGCUGGUAUUGCUUUAUCAGCUCCAGCUAUACUCAGUAGACAUGAAUAUUUGGAAUCAUUAUUAGAUAAAGAAAAUAUGAAAAAUAAAAUUGAACCACGUUCAUCAAGUACUAAUCGUAGAAAUUGUCGUGAUAAAAAUUCUUUAAAAUUAAUUUCAUUAGAAAAAAAAGAAUUUCGAAAAGAUCAAAUUCGACAAUUAAAUACAGACGAAUAUCUUGAUUUAUUACCAAAAACAAAACAAAAAUUAUCAACAAAUAUAAUAAUAAAUUUACCUGAAUUUCAAAAUUUUCAAUCAGAUCAUCUUGUUCUUAUACCACAAAUUGUUUCUUAUCCAUUUUAUGAUCGUUUGCGUGGUCCAUCUGCUUUUACAGCAACAAAAUUUAAUCGACAAUCAACAAAUAACACUUCUAAUAAUAAUAAUAAUAUAAUGUCCCAAACAAUAGCAACAGCUACAUCCGGUGAUUCACCACGUUCAAGUUUUUCAUCAGUAAAACGAUUAUCUCGUUCACGACAAACACAUGAAACAACAAAUAAUCAUGACCAAGAACAGGCACAUAUUAUGCGACCGUCAUCAUUGCGACAAAUGACGAAUAAAUUUGACUCAAUGGGAUGUUUCCAUGAACAUCGUAAACGUUCAAUUUUUCGUUUUUGUUUUACUUGUUCAGGAAGGUCAAGCGAUGUUUAUACUCAACCUGACUUGAGUAGUGACGACGACGACAAUAAUAAUAAUAAUAAUAAUAAUAAUAAUAAUAAUAAUAAUAAUAAUUAUAAUGUUAUACUUUCUUCAACAUCAUCGUCUCCAUUAACUCAUCAACAUCCGAUAAAGAAUGUUAUUUGUCCAACCAAAAUAACUCCAACAACAUCAAUUAUAGAUGAAGAUGCGCGUGAAGUGGACGCCAUUAUUACACAACAUCAACGAAUACUUACAAAUAAUAAUAAUGAUAAUGAAAAUAAUAGUAUAAUAACAUCAACAAGCAAAACGCCAACAACUCCAACUAUAACACCCAAAUGGACUUCAUCAAGACAAUCGUCGCGUAUGGCAUCACCUGCUCUAUCGACUAGUUCACAGUCUUCCGGACGUGUUAUUACAUUUCUAAAUCAUGAAGUUAUACAAUUACCUGUAUAUCUUGAACGUGAAAUACGUGUUAAACAUAAUUUUGAUCAACUUGGUUUAGUUGUUGAUGCAUAUGUUGAUGAAGGUGUUAAUGGAUGCUUGAUACGUUCCAUAACACCAACGACAACCAUAACGAAUCAACAUGGUUUAAGACCGGAUGAUUAUAUAUUAUCAAUUAAUAAUGAAAAUAUGAAAAAGAUAAGCAAUGCACAAGCACGGUCAAUUAUACGACGUGCUUCACUCAUGGGGUCAGAUAUCAGUGUCGUUUUCAUUCCUGGAGAUGAAGCUAAACAAUUUAAACAACAUACGCUCGAUCCACAAACAACAUUAUCACCAAUAUUACCCGAAAUUACUGGUUCCAAUAUAGAACCUUCUUUAACUAAACCUAUUAUAACAACAACAACAACAACAACAACAAAAACAAAAACUCAUGAUAGUGAUUUAUAUGAAUUUGAGUCUCAUCAUAAUCAACAAACAUAUCCAACUGUUAUUGACAGUGAAACAUUAAGUGCAACAUUAUGGGGAUCACCAAGAACAGUUAUACUUUAUCGUAAUGAACAUGUUAAAAGUUUAGGAAUAAGUAUUGUUGGUGGAAAAUUAGAUUUUUCUGGUCCAGGAAAUACAAUUGAAUCAUGUAUAUCAGGUAUAUUUAUAAAACAUGUUUUACCCGAUUCACCAGCUGGACGUAAUGGUACAUUAAAAACUGGUGAUCGUAUACUUGAUGUUAAUGGAUAUGAUCUACGUGAUGCAUCACAUGAUCGUGCUGUUGAAAUAAUUCGUGCUGCACAAUCACCUGUUCAUUUUAUUGUACAGAGUUUACUCGAUCCAUCAAAUCCAACAACAACAUCAUCACCAUCAUCAUCAAUAACAAAUGAUUAUUCACCAACAAAUUUUUCUCACAUUCCAACAACAACAACAACAAUAAAUUCUCCAUCACAAAAUAAAAUUUUAACAACAAAUUUAAUACAUGAACGAAAAACUGAAGAUGAAUUAAGUAAACAAUAUGGACAUUUAAAUGGUGAUCUUUUUUUUAUUGAUAUAAAAAGAAAUUUAUCUGAAAUCAAUGAACCACUUGGACUUUCUCUUAUUGGACAUCGUGAUCCAAAUAAAUUAGCUGUUUUUGUUUGUGAUAUUCAACCUGGUUCAUUACUUGAUCGUGACAAUCGUAUAUGUCCAGGCGAUCAAUUACUUGAAGUUAAUGGAGAAAUUCUUUUGGGUAAAGCACAUUCAGGAGUAACACCAAUUAUUAAAUCUAUUAAAGCUGACACAUUGAAUUUUGUUGUACUUCGAAAUCCCAAUGCAAUCAAUGACAUGGCUUUAAGCAAUCAACAUGCAGCUACAGCACGUAUACGCGCAUCAGCAAUGACAUCUACUGGUGGUAUUCAGCUUACAUCAACAUCUCCGAAAUUAGUACGAGACCAACCAUCACCAUCAUCAUUCCAACAGACAUCAGAACAACAGAUGAUAAAUGAUGCUAGUCAUCAUCAUGUUCAUGUCCCCAGGCACCAACCGGAUGUCGAUGAACGCAGAGAAAAUAACGAUAGACCAACAUCAACAUUAGUUUUUCGUUCUUCUACACAUACAUCGGACGAGAGCGAACAUAUAGAAAAUAAGAAUGAAAGAAAAUGUUCUAUACCACAAGCAACAGCAGCAGCAGCAGCAACAACAACAAUAGUAAAAGAUGAAAAAUUAUCAGUUGCUGAAGACAUACCAAAAUCAUCGUCGUUGUCGUCUAAUCAAAUAAUAACAACUAGUGACGUUCAAAGCGACAACAACGAAGUUUCAUCAUUAGAUCAUAAUAUUAGUAGUAAUGCCACGAUUACGACGGUUCAUUCUAUUUCUUCCGAUGUCGAUUCUUCUACUCAUCGUUCCAUUUCAUCAUCAUUCGAUCAACCAACGUACGCAUAUGAAAAUGACGAAUUAUCGUCGACACAGCAACCAUCAACAACAACUUCAUCAUUUUUAUUAAUGCAUGAACAAGCAGAUCAUGCCAAUGAUAAAUACUUAGAAAAUAAAAAUCAAACAAAUAAAGAUAUUUUUAUAGAUAAUAACCAAGCAUUAACUUCUUCAAUAGAUAAUACAAUUGAAAAAGAUCAAGACGAAAUAUCACCUACACAUUCUUCUUCAGUGACACAAUCAAACGAAUUACAAAGCCAGACAAAUAAUAUAUUGCCUUCAGACGUCAUUAUAUCAUCACCUAAUAAGCAAAAAACCGAAGAGAAUUUAUCAGAAACACCAGCAUUGUCUAUAAAAACAACAACAAACGGCGCAACUGCAUCGCCUAUAUCUAUUAUGUCAUCAUCUUCAAGUUCUUCUUCAUCACUGUCAGUCUCAACACCAUCAUCAACUGAACAUACAACUAGAAAACCCAUACUAUCCUCAUCAACACAAGUGCCUCGACGUGCUUCAAUGUCUGUACAAGGUGCACCAAUCACACUUAUAUUAAAUAAAGAUCAAAAAGGUUCAUUUGGUUUAACAUUAACUCAACAAGAUAAUGCAAUUUGGGUACAAAGUGUUCAACCACAUGGAGCAGCCGAUCAACAAGAUAUUCGAGCUGGUGAUCAAUUAAUUCAAAUAAAUGGAACAUCAAUUGAAGUAUUAAAAUUUAAUGAUAUACAAAAUAUGUUAGAAAAUGCAAAUAGUAAUCAAAUGCAUUUAACAUGUUUACCAUAUCGAGAACCACAAACUCAACCAGUUGUUGUUAAUAUAAAUCAAGCUGAAAGUUUACCAACAUUAAUUUCAAAUGAUAAUGAUAUUAUAUCAGAAGAUGAUCCUCGUGUACGAUCAAUUAUUGUUGGACAAGAAACAUUAAUUGAAAUUGAUCGUGGACAUUCUGGUCUUGGACUUUCAGUUGUUGGUGGAUCCGAUACACAAUUAUCAGCAAUUAUUAUUCAUGAUAUUUAUGAUGGUUGUGCUGCACAACGUGAUGGUCGUUUACUUGUUGGUGAUCAAAUACUUGAAGUUAAUUCCAUUGAUUUACGUUCAGCAACACAUGAAGAAGCUAUUCAAGCAUUACGACAAGCAACAAAUAUUGUUCGUAUACUUGUUUUACGAGGAAAAGUUUUAACUGAAAUGACAAAUGAACAAGAUAAAUUUGAUAUAAUAACAAUUGAUUUAAUUAAAAAAUCUGGCAAAGGACUUGGAUUUAGUAUCAUUGGACGACGACAUGGUUAUGGUGUAUUUAUUUCUCAUAUUCUCGAAGGUGGUUGUGCAGAAAAAGAUGGUCGAUUAAUGUCUGGUGAUUUAAUUCUUGAAGUAAAUGGACAAGAUUUAAGAACAGCAGCCUAUGAACAUGUUGCUUAUACACUUAAAACACUUCCACAUGGACGUGUUAAUAUUAAAAUUGGACGUCUUAAACCAAGUGUUCAUGUACAAAAUCGACCAAAUUCAGUUACAAAUGAACGUAAAAAUCGAUCACGUUCAUCAUCAUCAAAUCCUCGACGUUCAUCAGCAAAUAAAAUGAACGAUAGAUGA